This is a messenger RNA of Trichoderma asperellum CBS 433.97, 1275 nucleotides long. It is a transcript of the gene JIP5, whose product is annotated as WD repeat-containing protein jip5. Lineage: Eukaryota; Fungi; Ascomycota; Sordariomycetes; Hypocreales; Hypocreaceae. The record is from RefSeq and is a predicted model, not a curated record. Gene Ontology annotation, molecular function: protein binding.
AUGUUCGAAAACACUUGCACGCUCCCGCUCCACGCGGAUAUUUUUACCACCGCACUGCACCCAACAGCACCUCUGGUGAGUGUUGGACUGUCCAACGGCGUUGUUGAAACAUUUCGGCUGCCACCGGGCAGCUCUUCGGGUGAUAGCGUGGACGGAGACGCGAGCGAAAGCGAUGGGAAAUCGACGAUUGACUCCGUCUGGCGCACCAAAAGACACAAGGGAAGCUGUCGCUGUCUGGCCAAUUCCCAUGAUGGACAAUACCAAUAUUCUGCCGGCACCGAUGCGAUCAUCAAGCACUACGACACCGCAACAGGCAAAGUCAUUUCGAAGCUUGCGAUUCCGACCAAUACCUCUAAGCCCGAUGGCCCGGCGCUGCUGCACGUGCUCAACCCAAUGAGCCUCCUCCUGGCAACCGAUACUGGAGCUCUACAUAUUUUCGACUUACGAGAUGGUGCUGUAGGCAAAAAGCCGGCGCAAACACAUUAUCCUCAUUCCGACUAUGUUUCGUCGAUUACGCCACUCCCACCAUCAGAAGAAAGCACCAGUGGCUUCCCCAAGCAAUGGGUUAGCACGGGAGGAACAACCCUGGCUGUUACGGACGUGCGACGUGGAGUCUUGGUACGAAGCGAGGAUCAAGAAGAUGAGCUUCUAAGCUCUUGCUUCGUGCCUGGUUUGGGGCCCAAGAAGAAUCGAAAUAAUGGCAUUGUGGUCGUUGGGUCUGGAUCUGGAGUGUUGACCAUGUGGGACAAAGGAGCUUGGGACGACCAGCAAGAGCGCAUCAUCGUGGAUCCGCCAAAGGCCGGCGGAGAUAGCAUAGACGCAAUUGCGCUGAUACCCAAAGAGCUGGGGGUGGGCAAGAAGGUUGUCUGCGGCGUUGGUGACGGUAGCCUGAGAAUUGUCGAUCUGGUACGGAGAGAGGUGAAUACAUCACUCAAUCUGCGGCACGACGACAUGGAGGGCGUGGUCUCACUGGCAUUCGACUCGGAGAACCGUCUGAUUAGUGCUGGUGGUCGAACAGUCAAGGUUUGGGAAGAAUUAUCUGAGCUUCAAGGCGACCAGAGCGAUAGCGAGAAUGACGAUGAUGAUUCGGACGAUGAUUCGGACGAUGAAGAGGCGCCUAAUGGCAAACGGGCCGCCGAAAGUGACAGCGAUGAUGAUAGCGACGAUGGGGUUGAGGAGAUGAAGCAACGGGCUAAAAGACGAAAAGAAAUGCAGCAACACAAACUGGGUCCGAUGGGCGCCCAUGGAAUUUUGGGUUUUGACGGUUUGGAUUAA